Malus domestica (apple) is the source of this 2155-nucleotide messenger RNA. Its product is annotated as rab escort protein 1-like. The record is from RefSeq and is a predicted model, not a curated record. NCBI's taxonomy places the organism in Eukaryota, Viridiplantae, Streptophyta, Magnoliopsida, Rosales, Rosaceae. Gene Ontology annotation, cellular component: nucleus; cytoplasm; Rab-protein geranylgeranyltransferase complex. Gene Ontology annotation, molecular function: GDP-dissociation inhibitor activity. Gene Ontology annotation, biological process: vesicle-mediated transport; protein geranylgeranylation; small GTPase-mediated signal transduction.
ACCAAAUCAAACCAAACGAUUUGAUUUCAUUUUAAUUUUAACUUCAAAAUUACACUGAAUCAAACCGUAAAAAGUUUCAAUUUCAAUUUCAAUUUCACUCAGAACCCCACUUAAUCAAACUGUGCCCAUCCUUACGGGCCUGAAAGGCUGAACCCAAUUUCCCUUUUUAUUCCCUCCAUCUUUCUUCUUCUCUUUCCCGCCGUUGUAUGAUUUUUGGAAAGAAUCGAGGACUCCGCUUUCUGAGACUGAUUUGCUGGAUUUCUUCUAUUCACUCCGACCCUUCCAUAUGUGGUUUGCUUAUAUUGUGCAUUUUAGUGUGCUGAGACACUCCUGUUGUUAGUCCUUGCAAAGGCGGGACUUUUAGUUGACUCUGACAAGUUUGAAACGUUUUCACACAGCCAUGAGAACAUUUUCUUCUGAUGAUCCCAUCGAACCCGCUACAUUUGACCUUAUUAUUAUUGGAACGGGUCUCCUUGGAUCAGUAAUUGCUGCCGCAGCUUCUGCUGCCGGAAAAACUGUCCUCCAGCUUGACCCUUACAACUCUUAUGGCAGUCACUUUGCCUCUCUUCAUCUCAAUGAUUUCACCUCCUUCAUACAUUCCCAUGCUACUCCAUCCUCUACUGCCAGCGCCAAUAUGACCCCUACAAGUAUUGACCAUGACUACACCGUUUUGGACCUCAACCCCCAGUUGUUAUACUCCAACAUGGAGAUUGCCACCUAUGCCCCUGAAAUCCUUGCAAAACAUCAACCUGAAAGAUUCACCAUUGAUCUUGGCGGGCCUAGGGUUUUCUUUUGUGCUGACAAAGCCAUUGACCUUAUUUUGAAAUCAGGUGUGUAUCACCAAGUUAAGAGCAUUGAUGCGAACUUCAUUCUUGAUGGGAAAGGGCAGUUAUGGAAUGUUCCAGAUUCUCGAGGAGCAAUAUUUAAGGACAAGAGCCUAAGCCUUAUAGAGAAGAACAAAUUAAUGAAGUUCUUCAAGCUUGUUUGGCAGCACUUGGCAGCCUCUGAUGGCGGUGACGAAGGGAGUCAAAAUAGCGAGAGUUCCAAAAUUUUGGAGGAAGAUUUGGAGAGCCCCUUUGUUGACUUCUUAAAGAGAAUGCAGUUGCCACACAAAAUAAAAUCGAUUAUUCUAUAUGGCAUUGCCAUGGUAGACUAUGAUCAAGACAACUUGGAAUUUUGUAAAAGCAUACUUAAAACAAGAGAAGGGAUAGAGCGCUUAGCACUCUACCAGAAAUCGAGGUUGACUAAUGCACCUGAGGCUAUGAUUUAUCCAAAGUAUGGUCAUGGGGACUUAUCAUACGCCUUUUGCCGCCGUGCUGCUGUUAAGGGUUGCGUUUAUGCUGAACGAGUUCCAGUUUCGGUACUUAUGGACAAGCACAGUGAGCAAUAUAAAGGUGUUAGAUUAUCCACAGGUCAGGAUUUGUUUAGUCAUCAUCUAGUUUUGGACCCAACCUUCAAGUUCCCAUUGCCACCAGCUUCAUCUCCACCUGAUCUGAGCGCAAGUCUAAAAGAUGAUAAAGGAAAGGUGGCUAGGGGAAUAUGUAUUACAACCAGUUCCAUGAAGCCAGAUAUAUCAAAUUGUUUUCUUGUAUAUCCUCCUGGAUCUUUGUACCCUGAACAACGUACUUCAAUCCGGGCUAUCCAGAUAGCUGGCAGUUCGGCUGAGGUUUGUCCGAAGGGCAUGUUUAUGUUGUACUUUUCUGCUUUAUGUGAUGACGCCGAACAAGGAAAAAGAUCACUACAUGCCGCCAUGAAUGCUCUUCUUACACUUCCUGUCUCUGGAAAUCGUCAUGGUUCCACUGUUCACAGUGAAGACGCAGAAAAAAAACCAACCUUAGUAUGGAGCACGUUGUAUAUUCAGGAGCUGAUCAUGGAUCAACAUGAAUAUUUCAUCUCAACUCCCAUGCCAGAUGGAAACCUGAACUACAAUGAUCUGAUCGAUGCAACUGCAGAGAGUUUCCAUAGGAUUUAUCCAGAUGAAGAAUUCUUUCCACUGACAUCGUCGGCUCGUAGUCUGGAGGAUGAUUGUGGCCUUGUUCUAGAGAACUAGGGCUCGUUUGGUAAGUGAAUUGGAUCGACCCAUGUAUUACUGUGCUGUACUUUACCGUAUUAUCUUUUUUACCUUUGAUCUUUUAUAAAAUAAAUAGUUCCCAAA